This is a messenger RNA of Exophiala aquamarina CBS 119918, 1347 nucleotides long. RefSeq names its product CMGC/CDK protein kinase. Bases 1 to 1347 code for a protein of 448 amino acids. The record is from RefSeq and is a predicted model, not a curated record. The transcript is spliced from 2 exons. Gene Ontology annotation, molecular function: cyclin-dependent protein serine/threonine kinase activity; ATP binding. Gene Ontology annotation, cellular component: nucleus. NCBI's taxonomy places the organism in Eukaryota, Fungi, Ascomycota, Eurotiomycetes, Chaetothyriales, Herpotrichiellaceae. Gene Ontology annotation, biological process: regulation of mitotic cell cycle; protein phosphorylation.
AUGAGCUCGAAAUCCACCUCCAAAUGGUCCACUAACGACGACGACGAAGCCGAAGCCGAAGCCGCCGCCUUGCGAAGAAAAGAAAAGGAAGAAAAGAGGAGGUUAAAAGAGGAAAAGGCGCGCAAGGCUGCGGCUGCACAAAUCGCCAAUGCAGAGAGACCAUCAAAACGCCAACGGACAUCAGAAGAUGGCAGUGAUGAAACUCCAGGUGAAGGCGCGAACCUGCUGCAGUUCCCGGCGCGCCAAUUUGGUUCCUGCGCGCAUGUUGAGCAAUUUGAGAUGCUUAACAACAUUGAAGAGGGCUCCUACGGUCUAGUCUCGAGAGCGCGCAGGAAAGCAACUGGCCAGAUUGUCGCAUUGAAGCGCCUCAAAAUGGACUACGUCAACGACGGAUUUCCGGUUACCGGGCUGCGAGAGAUUCAAACACUCAAAGCAUGCAGCCAUCCUCAUGUGGUGGAGCUGAUCGAGGUGGUCAUGGGCGACAGCUUGAAAGAUGUUUAUCUCGUCAUGGACUUCCUUGAACAUGAUCUCAAGACCCUUCUUGAAGACAUGGCCGAACCCUUUCUGCCCUCCGAGACAAAGACUCUGAUGCUCCAACUCGUCUCGGCGACAAGUUAUCUACAUGAGAACUGGAUUCUGCACCGCGAUCUGAAGACAUCAAAUUUACUGCUCAACAACCGAGGUGAAAUCAAGCUGGCUGAUUUCGGCAUGGCCAGGUACACGGGGAACCCCCGGCCAAAGUUGACACAGCUCGUGGUCACAUUGUGGUAUAGGGCACCCGAGCUACUCCUCGGCACAGAGGCAUACGAUUCAGAAAUCGACGUCUGGAGUCUAGGCUGUAUUUUCGCCGAGCUGCUCACCAAGGACCCUCUCUUCCAAGGCAAAAACGAAGUCGACCAGCUCUCCAAGAUAUUCGCCCUUUUGGGGACCCCAACCAACGAAACGUGGCCUGGCUUCAGAUCUCUUCCGAAUGCCAAAGCCCUUCACCCAGUCCUCUCCAAAUCAGCGACGACGCCGUCAUUCCUCACCGCCUCGAAAUUUCCCUACCUCACGACCUCUGGCCUUCGCCUCCUCUCAUCAAUGCUUUCCAUGAACCCAGCCGGACGUCCCUCGGCCCCGCAGAUCCUGAGACACCCGUACUUCAAGGAAGACCCCCGUCCCAAAGCGAAGGAGAUGUUUCCCACAUUCCCCAGUAAAGCUGGACAGGAGAAGCGAAGGAGGCGAAUCACUCCCCAGGCACCAGGGCGUGGUGACGUUCCCAAGCUCGACGAGCAGGAGUUUGCCGGCAUCUUCGCUGGACGCGCUGAUGAGGAGCACGGUGCGGGCUUCUCGCUACGGCUUGGCUGA